CACGGUCGGUAAGUUGAUUUGUAAUUCAAUUAAAACACCAAUCUAUCGUGCCGUUGUGAGAUUCCAAACGAAAGGUAUAAACACCCACAUCGGAAUGAGGGAGGGAUAUCCUCUUCUGUACGAGAAAAGAGCUCUACAGAUUUGUUAGGUGUAUGGUUCUGUUUAAUUGUUUAAUUGAAACUUCUUUCCAGAAAGUUACAAUGUGAUCUACCAGAACACGUUGAGCGAAAAUAACGCCGAUCACCUCACAUCGUGUGAUGCCUAUAGUUCACCGGUUACAAUCCUCAAAGAUAAAAGUGGUGCGGGCGUCUCCAAAAUGGUUCCUGCCCCCAAGGUGGUCGAGUACAAAUGCGCGAUUUCCCUAGGGGAGGGUGCCUACGUCAACCUUGGUGAUUUUGCCAAGACCUGUGUCUCAGAUCCUGACGUGUGUGCUUCAGAGAGUGCGACCUGGUCUCUUUGGUUGAAGAUCAACUCUUCGGCUAUUCAUGGGGAUGAGAGAUACUAUUUUACCGCUGGAGGGCACAGUCAACAAGGCCGGGGUGUUACCUUGUUGAAAAAAGUCGACUCCUUUGAUUUCUGCGUUCGCACUAAGAAACAGGUGCCACAGUGUGUUGAGUUUGAAAAUAGCAAGAUUCCAAUGGAUAGAUGGUUCCACUUCGCUGUCACAUUCGAUCUUAUGCAGAGCAGCGCUUGGUUGAUCGUGUACCUGAACGGCCAGGAACUUCGUAUAGACGUAGACCACAGCGCUACCUCCUCCUUGCCAAUGAAGGACGGAUGCACGAAGCUACUCUUAGGAAACUCCUAUGCCUGCAAUGGGCCGCCACUUUCAUCCCUGAGGUACGGAGUCACAGCCGCCUAUAGCAAUCUCAUGGUAUUGGAUCGUCUCCUCUCGAAGAAAGAGAUGCGUAACCUCUACGCAUGUGGGUCACUGGAUUGGGAACUCAAGAUACGAAGUCUCUACAUCGAUGAUACCAACACCAAUAGCGGCAGACUUCGGUGUGUUUGCACGGCAAGUGCCUCGACCGGGCCUACGAUACAAUGGAGCGUGUACUACACGGAACGAGCGGAGUUUCACGAACUGGGUAAUUCGACCGAGGGAAUCUUUGAAAUCACACAGACCGCUUUCUCGUCAUGCGUGUUGCAGUCUAGCCUGGUGAUCGAUCAAACACAGAAACCCAUCGGUUGGAAUGAUGUCAUCGGUUGUAAGGCCACCACUGGCUCGAUGCAAGUUUCUCAGUACAUCCACCGAGGUAUGGUCAUGACCGUCAGUGGACUGACGUAUUUCGACGACUUUCCAACCAAUGGCGAGGAAAGAAAAGCAACUAACGGCAGCUACCCAUUUGUUUGCGAGACGGCUAGUCACCUGGUUUAGUCAAAAUUCGCUUCGACUCGGCAAAGUUACGUCGUGAUCAUUGCUCUGUGGGUACCAGGUAAAAAUCGUCCAAUGAUAAUGAGCCAGUUCGGUAUUUCAAAAAAGCAAGGUCAAUCGGGAACAAAUCACGCGCGCUACUACCCGUAGGGCUGCGCUGAUAGGGUAGAAUUCGCACGCGCGUCUUCAUAACCUCUUACGCGCCUCGUUUUCGGCAUGCGCUGUUGAAAGACCGAACUGACUCAUCAGUGAUCGUCUCUCGAACACACCCAGGCAUACUUCAAAGACUGUACGGAAAAUGUAACUCCCGCCAGACAAGCAGAAGGAUACGGAAUUAUUUUUAAAUGCUCUCAUUUGGUAACGUUUAUAUUACAACCUUCUGGACGGCCAUGUGACACUUGAGGACAUAUACACCCAUGUUCUUGAUUAUUAAACAGGCUUUGUCAAUGGUACGAAAAGGACUUAAAUUACAACUGUAGCGUCACGACUUCAGAAGACCGAGUUUCGUUCUGGGAGAAUACAAUGUUUGCCUGGGAUGUUAAAUGUGAAAAACUUGUAACUUUACUUUUUGCAUUUGGAUUUCUGAAUGUUAUAGCUGUGUAGUGAGUAGCUGUUAUUAGUUGUUAGUGAUUGUGAUCAUACACAAUAAGAUUGACUACUUUUGGUGUUUAUUGCGAAAAAAAAUACUGA
Messenger RNA from Acanthaster planci (crown-of-thorns starfish), 2059 nucleotides. RefSeq lists its product as uncharacterized. NCBI's taxonomy places the organism in Eukaryota, Metazoa, Echinodermata, Asteroidea, Valvatida, Acanthasteridae. The record is from RefSeq and is a predicted model, not a curated record.